GCGGUGAGCUUUAGGUCGGUCGCCAUAUGCAGGUCCUAAUGCUCCAUGUAGCGUCGAGUACGGACUAGCGGGGCCACGGAAUCAUAUAUGUGGAAAGCUUGCUAUUCGCAAAAGUCGUUCACUGGAUUUUCUAGCUGUGAUUACCCCUUCGAAGAGGUUCUAUAGUUCAUGUGUGAUUUGGAUUUUGGAGUACAUCGCCUCAUCCACAGCUAAUAAGUGUUGCUCGUAUCUACACUGAUUGUGUGCCGUGAUUGCCCAGGUGGACUCUAUUGGAUACCGUAGAUACACCUGCUUCAAUUACAUGUGCUAUAUUCCUCUAUUGUUUACAAUGUAUAUAUGAUGUGGCUCUAAGACACUGUGGCAGCACGACAAACUCGGGCCUCAUGGGAGAUGCUGAGUCCCAACGAGGAUGACAAGCAAAGUGUAUGAAUUUCUCAAUGACUCCGGCGGUAACAACUUCACGGAAUCUGCCCCGCGACCGCCAGUCCCCGGGGAGGAGAAUGAGCUUCAGUCAAAUGGGGGUAUGUCCACACAAAGCUCAGGCUCCCACAAAAGUCAUUUGUCCAACAAGAGUAACAGGAGUCAGUCGUCCACUAAAAGUACCAAAAGUGCCGCCUCGAACAAAGGGGAGGUAAGUCAUUCCCCAGCUGCAACGCCGCGAAAAUCGAAUCUUGAGAAAUCAAGCUGUACCUCUUCACAAAAGCUGGACCAUGAAGAGAUGGAAGCUCCGAAUGGCUAUGAGCCAGAAGGUAGUGCCGCCAAUUCCCCGCCCUUUACCGAGAACAGCACCCCACCCCACCUGAAGUGGGCGGAGAAUCUGAACCACCUCCUGAGUGACAGCGAUGGCGUCCAGCUCUUCAAGGAGUACCUGGAUAAGGAGGGUGGUGGUGCGCUGGAAGUGGACUUCUGGUUCGCAUGUCAGGGACUCAAGCGCAAGAGUGCGCAGAGCACCAAUAUCCCUUCUUUAGUCAAGGCCAUCUACAAGCAUUUCGUACGCAAUGAUGGCGUGAGGUGUUUGUUAAAAGAAACAAAACAAGAAAUUUCGGACAAAAUCAACAGGAAAAUGGCAGUUGAUCAGUAUAUUUAUGACACAGCUGCUACGGAAGUUGAAUUGUAUAUGAGAAAUGUGACAUAUCCAGCGUUCUUGAACUCUGAUUUUUAUGUGCAAUAUGUUCAGUCCUACGGUGAUAGUCCAAAGUCCAGUCACUCCAGUGGCUCUAACAGUGCCCGACCCAUGUCCCAGCCCGGUCCCCUGCCAUCUUUACCAGAGGACAAGGAACUAGACACAGAGUCCAGCAAAUUCACCACUAUGGGGCCACCCUUGUUUCAUAAAGUUCUCUCACAUAAGUCCUACCGCAGUGAUUCGUCUGGUGCUAAGAGGACAGAAACGAUAUCAGGCCCUUCAUCUAAACAGCAGUACCCACUGUAUUGUAAUUCUCGCCAUUCGUCCUACCCAAACCAUGUGUCGUACGCACCUGCCUCGGCUCAAGACAGCGAACUGCAGUCUCUCUCGAGUGACGCCCUUACUGACGACACCAUGUCCGUCACUGACAGCAGCAUUGAUGCAUCUCACUACAAUCUUAAGCGUCAACGUAAGGCUAUGAAGACCAUGGCACAACAGAACCGGGAGCCAAACCUAAUGCUUCAUUCACAAUUUAUCCCUCGGACAGAAAGGGCUCCCAAAGAUCGCAAUAUCGCAGAGUCUGACCCACAACAGUUUGCACAAAUGUUGAUCGAGAGGAUGCAGGCUGUCCUCGAGGAACGGGAGGCAGGGGCCAAGGUUGAUGAGAAGUUGAGAUGUUUGAGUGAGGCUGAUGAAACGGCGGGCACUUCAAUGAUGAAGAAUACGACUGCCACCUCCAUCAUUCCAAUGAUGUCCACGUCUGCUGUGGAAGAGGAGACAGCAGAGAGUAUAUUAGAUCAACACUGUUCUCGGAUUUGGGCAAACUCAAACCACCAUACACCGAGCCGGUCACCAGGUAGACAUUCACCUCGGAACAAAUCGCCAGACAGGCUUCGGUUAAAUAAGACUCUCCCCGCUGGUGGUGUGUCCGGUCAUCGUAGUCGGAAACGGGAAAAUCGUGACUUUGUUGCAUCAUGUGAUAGUGGCGUUGGCGAUGAGAGUUGUAACAAAGAAACGCAUCGUCAUAUACAUCACCAUCACCAUCAUCACCAUCGGGAGUUACGGACCAGUAAACAACAAAUGGAGUACGAGGCGCAGAAAUACAGUAUGGCAUGUAUAGGUAGUGAUUUAAUCAAUAACGGUUCUCGGAGCUUCUCGGAGUUCCAUCAUCGUGAGAUAGAGACUCGCGGAAGGUCCUCUAAAAAGAGUUGUGCAACUAGGAAAGGCUCUGAUGCAAGUAGUCAUAUUGACAGUGGAAUAAGCAUGGUGUUUGACAAGGAUUCCUUACUCCGUAUGCCCAUAGUGACUGGACCUAAUGCUGAAAAGGUGAUGCAAUGGAUGAUGGACUCCGAGCGUCAGCAGGAACCAGGCAGCGGCCACCAGGAGGCAGACAAGGGAUCGUCACACAAGAACGCACGUCAUCGUCUCAACCAAUCAGCUGGUGCCUCGUUGCAAACACACAAACAAAGUUCCAAGAAGGUUGGGCAUGGAACAAGUCGGUCUGCUUCUGUUGAAAGAAGCUCUCUGCUAUCAUGGACUCCUAUUGGUCAGUCUGCACAGAUCUUGCCCAAUCAACCAUUUGCGCAGGACUCGUCCAUGCCACUCCCCCCACCCCCGAACCCAACUACUCAGCUGGAAGAGGCUCGUCGCCGGUUAGAGGACCAAUCACGGACAUCGGCCAUGGCAGGCAGUGGCAAACGAGCCGAGGGCACAGUUCGAUCUUCAUCUGCAGGCCCAGUUAAAUCAAAAUCUUUCGCUGGUGUCACGUCCCGAGACAAGAGUAAAGUUGUCGUGUCCCAGAGUGCAUCACAGAUGCGCACAAUGCCUUCUGCCAAAACUGUUCCCAGUGACCUGGAUAUUUCAGGAGGGAGCCAGACUUUCGAGAGACCAAAGACCUACAGGAAACCCCCACCUGCACCAAACACAAGUAUGAACACAAGUACCUCCGCGGCUUCGUCAAGCGAGACCAUCGUGGGCAUCUACUUCGGGCAGGAGCCCAUCCCGUACCGCCACGUGUUCCCCGGACGAUGCAUUACGCUUGCACAGUUCAAGACUCUCAUCACAAAGAAGGGAAAUUUCAAAUACUACUUCAAACGUGACAGUGAUGAGUUUGGAGAGGGUGCUGUUUUCGAAGAAGUCGGUGACGACAACGCAGUGUUGCCAAUGUGGAUGGACAAGAUUGUGGCCAAAGUGGAGAAGAUUGACUAACCUAAGGGCUCGAAUAUUGUCUUGUGCCAGGACAUGAUGAGUGACAUGGCAUGGAAACUAUCAAAUGGCAUACACGAAGCAAUCUCCGUAAUUUCUUUGGAAAAAGUUGUAUUCUUUCGUUCAGGGAAUUACUUAAAAGAGUACCACUCAAAGAGACGGUGAUGUCUGCUUCGAUCAAGGUCCACAGUCUUGGCAAACGCUUUACACAAUGUGACUGAGACCUCUUUAGCAUCGUUGCUGUGACCUCAACGUCGCUGUGACAUCUUCAACUACAACCAAAGACCAUGCACUACCUGUGAUUUCGCAAGCUAUAUGCUUCGUUGAACAAUGAAAGCACUAAAUGGCAGAACAAACUCUGGAAUGUCCAAAGAUCAUGUGAUACAGAGAGAGUAUUUGUUUUGUUAGCACUGGCAUCUAUUAUCCCAAGAUAACAGAUUUUGGAGUGGUUAGAUUUGAAGAUGCUUUCUUUCUAUUGUGCAUGAGAAAGGCGACUUUUUCAGUGCUAUGAGAAACCAUGGGCUGCAAAGAGGAAUGUGUGCUCAAAGAUUUGGGUGAGAACGUCGCAAGGUUGAGAAAGGCGUAUCUGAACACCGAUGAAGAAACUGAAGCAUUCACUGUACAGAUCAGAGCUGUUCACUGUCUAUUGGCCCACAAGGUCUAAUUAACUAUGAGUUAUGAUGUAAUAUAUGUACAUAGUUGUCCAAUAUUUGAAGAUUAUCUUAUUGACUCAGGGGCUGCUCAUUGAAUGUGAGCUAUUCUAUUCUGUUUUAUUGUCAAACCUACCACCCCCCUCUAUGGUUUGAACAUGGCCGCAGUGCAGAGCCCUUUAGUUGAGAAUGGUCAGCCAGGUUUUAGCCACACGCUGUGGUGUUUUAGCAUGUUUAUAUUACUGAAGACGAAAUAGUUGUACACAUAUUUGUGGUGAAUUAUUUAAACGGCUUAGCCAUGACAUUUUGUUGUCAAAGUAUUGUUUGUUGUAAUUUAUUUUUGUUGGCCAAUUUCAUCAUGACCCUAAACUAAGCAUCACACACCAGAAUGUUUACUUUUUAAAAUCAAAAUUAGAAUGAGUUUUUAAAUUCAAAUGCCAUUUACAAAUGCUUGCAUUUUAAACAAAUUUAAAGCAUAGAAUCAAAUAUAUCUUUGAUGCAUGGUUUGUUUUGGCAUUUCACAUAGCAAGGUUCAUUCAUAUUCUGUAAGUGUUUUUAACUUUUGAUAAUACUCAUCCCAUCAUUCUAGUCUCCCUACCUACGUCAUUGGUUGGUUUCAACCGCAACAAUGCAUUGGGCCAGUUUAAGUCAGAGAGUAGGGUGUGCAGGUAGUCGCUAUGGCAUUAUGUGCAGUAUGUGUGAACGGGUGUUACUGUCAUGCUGUCACAGGGUACAAGCCUUACGUACAAUUCAUUUAUAAAACAUAUCAAAUGUUCAGAUGUAAAUUGAAAAUUUGUACUGUAUCCUUGUCAGACUGCAAGCAAGACAAUUGACCUUGACAUCGAUUCCAAGGUCAGCAAGACAGAUGUUCUGAUGGAGUUGUGACAGGGUUGGGGGGGUGGGGGGAGGGGGAUUCUGAAUGACCUGGUUGUAUGAGGGGGUACCCUCAUUGUGUACAUGAUGAGAAGCAUAGGGUAUGUAACAUAAUCAACUUUUAAUGAAUUCUGUGCUGAAAGACUCGUAUAUUGGUCAGGAACCUGUCAGGCCACCAAUAAAAUUGACUUUCAAAGUU
Haliotis rufescens (red abalone) is the source of this 5050-nucleotide messenger RNA. RefSeq names its product axin-1-like. Bases 410 to 3331 code for a protein of 973 amino acids. Lineage: Eukaryota; Metazoa; Mollusca; Gastropoda; Lepetellida; Haliotidae. Gene Ontology annotation, biological process: negative regulation of canonical Wnt signaling pathway. The transcript is spliced from 12 exons. The record is from RefSeq and is a predicted model, not a curated record.